Molecule: messenger RNA, 2574 nt
Organism: Rhineura floridana
Lineage: Eukaryota; Metazoa; Chordata; Lepidosauria; Squamata; Rhineuridae
Product: vomeronasal type-2 receptor 26-like
Exons: 6
Coding region: 1-2574 (857 amino acids)
Biological process (GO): G protein-coupled receptor signaling pathway
Cellular component (GO): membrane
Molecular function (GO): G protein-coupled receptor activity
Source: RefSeq, a predicted model, not a curated record
AUGGGUUGUCAUGAGGAUUCAAGAUGGGAGAGGAGAGCAGUGAAAGUCAACCUGAACUCUUUGCAUGAAGGGCAGUACAAAAAUGUAGCAAGUAAAAAAACACAGUAUCUAAAGCUCAUUGGAAACAAUCAGAGAGUGUUGACAAAGUUCUACCAACACAUCCUGGCUUUGGUGUUUGCUGUUGAUGAGGUCAAUGACAACCCCAAGAUCUUACCCAAUGCCACCCUUGGAUUCCACAUCUAUGACAGCUACUCAGAUUCAAGGAUGACCUACCAUUCUACUCUGGACCUGCUCUUUAAAUCACGUCACUUUGUCCCCAACUACAAAUGUGGCAUCCAGAAAAACAUAAUAGGAGUCAUUGGGGGACUUAGCUUUGAUACCUCCUCACACAUGGCAGACAUCUUACAUCUUUUCAAGAUUCCACAGAUUUCAUUUGGUUCAUUUGAACCAAGAGAGAAUGAUGAAAUCAAGUUCCCUUCCUUUUACCGCAUGGUCCCCAAUGAAAGGCUUCAAUACCGGGGAAUUGUCCAGUUACUUCUUCAUUUCAAAUGGAAAUGGGUUGGGUUUAUUGCUCAAGAUGAUGAAGGUGGAGAACAUUUCUUGCAGACUGUGGAGCCAAUGCUUUCCAAGAAUGGGAUCUGUUCAGCAUUCACAGAAAGAGUUCAAACAUCUGUGCAUUUCCCCAGUAACAUAUUUGAUAUGAUAGAUGAAGCACGAAUUCAUUUAUCAGCUUUCAUGAUGAGCAAAGCCAAUGCAGUUGUUAUACAUGGAGAAACUGCAGCUAUGAUAUCAUUGACAAGUACUAUAGGGGCAAUCAAGGUAACUCAACUAAUGUUUCCUCAAUACAAGAAGUGGCUAUCUGAGGCAAAAAUAUGGAUUACGACAGCCCAAAUUGAUUUCACAUUAUAUAUCCUUCAAAAAGUUGUUGAUGUUGAUAUGCAAAUGUUUCAUGGUGCUAUCUCCUUUGCAAUUCACACAAAGGAGAUUCAAGACUUCAAAGAAUUUCUUCAUACUGUAAAUCCCACCUGGGCAAAUGGAGAUGGUUUUAUCAACAAUUUCUGGGAACAAGCAUUCAUUUGUUCAGUCUGGAACUCCACUGUGUCAUCAUUGAUAGGCAAUACAUGUACUGGAGAGGAGAUGUUGGAGAGCCUUCCUGCACCUUAUUUUGAAAUGAGCAUGACUGGCCACAGCUACAGUAUCUAUAAUGCUGUCUAUGCAUUGGCACAUGCUUUACAUAUCACAUAUUCAUCUGGAGCCAACCUCAAUACAAUGGAGGCCAGGGCCAGACUGUCUCCUUGGAAUGCCGAACCGUGGCAGCUCCACUCAUUUCUUCAGAGGAUCUUAUUCAACAACAGUGCUGGAGAUGAAAUUACCUUUAAUGAACGUGGAGAAUUAGCAGCUGGAUUUGAUAUUACAAACUUGGUCACAUUUCAAAAUAAAUCCUAUGUCAGGGUCAAAGUAGGAAAUCUGGAUCCUCACGCUUAUCCUGGCAAAGAGCUCAUCAUUAAUGAAGACAGAAUCAAAUGGAACAGAGACUUUACUCAGGUGCCACCCCUUUCAGUAUGUAAUGACUGCUGCCCUCCUGGCUAUGGGAAGAAAAAGAAGGAGGGGAAGAAAUUUUGCUGCUAUGACUGUGCUCCGUGUCCAGAUGGGAUGAUCUCGAAUGGGAAGGACAUGGAAAUUUGUGUCAGUUGCCCAGAAGAUCAGUAUGCAAACAAAGGCCAGGAUCAAUGCAUUGCCAAAAUUCCAAAUUUCCUAACUUUUGAAGAUACUUCAGCCAUUAUUUCAACUUUCUCUUCACUUUUGUUGUCUCUGAUCACAGUUCUGAUGCUUGGCAUCUUCAUCAAGCACAGGGACACUCCCAUAGUCAAAGCGAACAACAGAAGCCUCACCUACAUUCUCCUCAUCUCCCUCCUCUUGUGCUUCCUCUGCUCUUUCCUGUUCAUUGGAAUGCCUAAUAAAGUGACCUGCCUUCUUCGACAAACUGCUUUUGGCAUUGUCUUCUCUGUGGCCCUCUCUAGCAUCUUGGCCAAAACCAUCUCUGUGGUUUUGGCAUUCAUGGCUACCAAACCAGGAUCCAGGAUGAGGAAGUGGUUGGGACCAAAACUGGCUUAUUCCAUUGUUCUCUCUUGCUCAGAAAUUCAAGUAGGGAUCUGUGCUGUGUGGCUAGCAACAACUCCCCCAUUCCCAGAUAUGGACAUGCAUUCAAUGACUGAAGAAAUUCUGUUGCUAUGUAAUGAAGGCUCAGUCCUCAUGUUCUAUUGUGUCUUGGGCUACAUGGGCUUCCUGGCCAUUGUCAGCUUCACUGUGGCCUUCCUAGCCAGGAAGUUACCAGACACUUUUAAUGAAGCCAAGUUCAUCACCUUCAGCAUGCUGAUCUUUUGCAGUGUUUGGGUCUCAUUUGUUCCAACAUACAUGAGCACAAGAGGAAAAUAUAUGGUAGCUGUGGAGAUCUUCUCCAUUUUGGCUUCCUGUGCUGGGUUACUGGGUUGUAUCUUUUUCCCCAAAUGCUACAUAAUUGUGAUGAGGCCUGAGUUAAACACCAGAAACCAGCUAAAGCGAAGAAAUAUAUAA